This is a messenger RNA of Rhagoletis zephyria (snowberry fruit fly), 915 nucleotides long. The record is from RefSeq and is a predicted model, not a curated record. NCBI's taxonomy places the organism in Eukaryota, Metazoa, Arthropoda, Insecta, Diptera, Tephritidae.
ACAGUACAACUGAUUAUUUGACUAGUAAAACUCCAGUGGACAGUACAACUGAUUAUUUAACUAGUGAAACUCCAGUGGACAGCACAACUGAUAAUUUGACUAGUGAAACUCCAGUAGACAGUACAACUGAUUAUUUGACUAGUGAAACUCCAGUGAACAGUACAACUGAUUAUUUAACUAGUGAAACUCCAGUGGACAGUACAACUGAUUAUUUGACUAGUAAAAUUCCAGUGGACAGUACAACUGAUUAUUUGACGAGUGAAACUCCAGUGGACAUUACAACUGAUUAUUUGACGAGUGUAACAUCGGUGGAAAGUACAACUGAUUCAAUAAGCAGUGAAACUCCAGUGAACAGCACAACUGAUUAUUUGACUAGUGAAACUCCAGUGGACAGUACAACUGAUUAUUUGACUAGUGAAACUCCAGUGGACAGCACAACUGAUUAUUUGACUAGUAAAACUCCAGUGGACAUAGACAUCACCGAACCACCGACAAGUGAACCACCAGGAAAAAGUACCACAAGCAUCACCACAGAUCCUGAGACAGAUGAAACAUCCGGUAGCACAACUGAUCCAGAAACAUCUGAACCAUCAGGUAGCACUUCAACAGAACCAUCAGUGAGCACUACUGAUCCAGAAACAUCUGAACCACCAGGUAGCACUUCAACUGAACCAUCUGUGAGCACUACUGAACCAGAAACACCCGCCCCACCAGUGANGACAGAUGAAACAUCCGGUAGCACAACUGAUCCAGAAACAUCUGAACCAUCAGGUAGCACUUCAACAGAACCAUCAGUGAGCACUACUGAUCCAGAAACAUCUGAACCACCAGGUAGCACUUCAACUGAACCAUCUGUGAGCACUACUGAACCAGAAACACCCGCCCCACCAGUGAGCACAACAGUCGAACCUCCAA